Paramecium sonneborni is the source of this 2426-nucleotide messenger RNA. NCBI's taxonomy places the organism in Eukaryota, Ciliophora, Oligohymenophorea, Peniculida, Parameciidae. The record is from the annotation of a GenBank genome assembly.
AUGUACAAAGAUGAAACCUAUUUUAGAACUCCACCUAUUAGAAACCUUAAUAAUGCACUUACAAUUUAAUAAAAAAUCAAUCAACUCAAUAAAAAAAGCAGUAUUAAAUUUUCUGAACUGACAAAAGAUUAAUCUUCCAAUUAAAAAAUAUCCUAUCGACGACCAAGUCUUCCAAGAAAACCAAUCCAGCGAAUUUAGUAAGGUACUCACAUUCUUAAACUCUUACUAUAGCUAUUACCAUACAAAGAAAUCUUUCAUAAGAACCUCAAACUCAAGGUACAUACAGUGUAGUUUUUACUAAUAGUGCUCCAUAAAAAAGAGAUAAGAGGAAAGUAUAAACUAGUAAUUGUGAUUAAAUUGAUGAAUCUAAAAAUAGCUAAGCUAGAAUUGUCAAAGGAUUCUUUCCAUCUGAUAUUAAUAAUACUAAAUAGAUUUUAACGAGUAUAUUAUAAGGAAUGCAACAUAAAAUUUCAGCUGAAAAAACUAUGGGAGUUAUGGGAUUAUAAGUUAUUCCAUUUAAUAAACUAAUGGAAUAAAAUACAGUACUCACUUAAUAGACAAUCAGAUAAAAAGCAUUGUCUUAAGAUAAAGAAAGAGAUAAAUCAUAAUCAUUUACCGAAGAAAUAGAGAGGAAAAAUAAAUGCAAAGUUCCACAAAAAAUAAAAUAAAAAAAUUCUGUUAAUUAUAAUAAUGCUAGUCCAGUACCUCCUAAAAUAAUGAUGCCUUAAAGUAGUACAACAUAAAUUUAAAGUAAUAAUUUUAAAUUCUCAUUAACUGAAUAUUCAUAAUUAUCAAGAGAAUAAUUAUUCUAGACUAAAUUAUAAAAUUACCAACAUUUUUUGUUUUUAGUUUCCACUUAAAGUGGAUUCUAUACUUUACCAUAAGAUUGCUUAAUUGAUUUAAAAUUUAAAAUUGGUAGAGGAAAUAAUUCUCAUUUAAUUAAAGAAAUUUUUAAAUUAAGAUGGUGGUGGAACUUCUUUAAAUUUAGUGAAUUAAUUGAUUCAGAUAGUAAUUUUGUUUGGACAUAAAUUAAAGUUUAGAAUUACAUGGAUUUAUAAAAUCCAUCUUGUAAUGAAAUAAAAUCAUUAAUGAGAAAGAAAAUCAAUUAAAGUCAAUCAUUAGCAUAAUUUAAUAAGAAAAUCUAAAUUGAUCCUUUACUAAGAUUAAUGAAUGAUGAUUCUGAUUAUAAAUAAAUAGAGAGAAAUUAAAAAGCGUACUUAAAAUUAAUAAAUCAAAAAGGAUUAAGUUUAAUGAAGGUUCAUUAAAAUUUGAAGGUAAUUAAUAAUUAUUAAUAGAUAGAUUCAUAAUCAUAUAGAGAAGAAUUAUCAUUUGGGUAAUAAGAAAGCUUUAUAUCAUAAUUUGAAGAGAUAUUAUGAACUAUUAAAGUAAGACUUGCAUUCAAUAAUACCGAUAACAUUCCAUGUUUAAAAAGGAUAGAGAGAUAAAGUGUAUUUACAAUUCUUAGAGCAUUAUAAGAAACUACCUAAGUAUUAUCAACUUACCUAUCUAGAGGCUCUACUUGGAUAGUGAAACCUGGCGAAUUUACAAACAGAGGAACAGGUAUAAUCGUUUGUUAAAAUUUGACUGAGAUAAAUAAAAUCAUAAGUAAGAAACAAGUGCAUUAAAAUGGAAAGCCAUUUACUUAUUUGAUUUAGAGAUACAUAGAAAAACCAUUUCUAUAUAAUAAAAGGAAAUUUGAUAUUAGAUGUUACUUUCUUAUAACUUAAUUAAAUAAUAUUUUUAGAGCAUAUUGGUAUGAAGAUGGAUAUAUAAGAACUUCAUCAGAAGAGUUUGAUUUAGAUGAUCCUGCAAAUUUAUAUGUUCAUUUAACAAAUGAUGCUAUUUAGAAAUAUGCUGAUACAUAUGGAAAAUAUGAGAAUGGGAAUAAAUUAUCUUUUUCUGAAUUUUAACGUUAUUUAGAGAAUUAACCAAAGAAAUAUAAUUUUUAUAAAGAUUUAUAUCCAAAAUUAAUAGAGAUAGCAACAAUAAGUAUAAAAUCUGUAUAUUGUAAAUUGGCUCUUCAUAAAAAAGAAUUUAAUUUUGAGAUAUUUGGAUUAGAUUUUAUGAUUGAUUCAUAAUUUAAACCAUAUUUAAUAGAGAUAAAUACAAAUCCUUGUUUGGAAACAAGUAGUCCAGUUUUAUAAAGAAUAAUACCUUAAAUGGUAGAGAAUGCAAUGAGAUUAUCAAUUGAUACGAUAAUACCACCUCCAGAUGGAAAUAUAUGGCCACCAUGUAAAAAGCAUUUAAUUUUUUAUGAUAAUUUAUUGGAGAAUAAUAAAUUCUAAUUGAUAUUUGAUGAAAGAGAAGAUUCAGAAGAAUUGAUAAAAUUAUAUGGAGGAUUAUUAUAACAUGAUGAAAUAGAUGAAAUGGAUGAGGAAGAAGAAGAAUAUGAAAGUGAUAAUGAAAAUGAGAAAUAAGAAAUGUGA